AUUCAAAACAGCAUGCGUAUUUCAGACUUCAGAUUCUUCCUCUUCCUUAGUUGACGUUCAGCUCUUUGCAGGCAGAGUUUACUAGAUUUUAUUGACUUGUUUUUAACUAAGGAUUAGAAUCGAGGGAGAAGGGUGAUCCUUGUGUUUGGGAAUAUGGAGCUAGAUUCCUCCAAUGAGAAAUCAUCGCCCACGAAUAGCAUUGUUUUCGAGGCCUCAACCCAAACCCCAACGAAUGAGAUACCGUGCGAUAUCCUCUUCAAUCAAAAAGAAUACUCUUUGAAGACUUGUGGUCACAGCAACCAAGCUCUGACCAACAUUCAUCGGAUGAGGCAACAUGGACAUCUAUGUGAUAUUACGUUGCGAAUAGGAUUAGAAAAAUUUAGAGCCCAUAAAGUUGUUCUAGCAUCAGUUAGUGCAUAUUUUUUUGCGAUGUUCAAUGGUGAUAUGAAGGAACACAGCCAAUCAGAAAUAGCUUUGCUCGAUCUAGACCCCACUGCCAUUGACCUGUUGAUCGAGUAUGCCUAUACAGGACAAAUAAUUAUCACUGCCGAUAACGUCCAGGUACUGUUGCCUGCUAGUAGUCUGUUGCAGAUGCAGGAAGUCAGAGAAGCCUGCUGUAGGUUCCUGCUCAGGCAGCUGCAUCCGACCAACUGUUUAGGGAUCAGGAGUUUCGCAGAUACUCAUUCUUGUGAAGAACUCCACCUGAAGUCACAUGUUUAUGCCCUUCAAAAUUUUCAGCAAGUUGUAGGCACUGAAGAAUUUCUGCUACUACCAUUCCAGCAGGUGAAUGAUUUGAUUUCGAACAGUCAACUGAACAUUUCGUCAGAAGAAGACGUCUUUACCGCAGUUUUGAAUUGGGUCAAGCAUGACUUAGCUGAGAGGAGCCAGUAUAUUUCUAAAUUAAUGCAACAUGUGAGACUGCCUUUAGUCAAUAGAGAAUUUCUAAUGACACGAGUUGAUAACGAAAAACUCAUCAGGGAUAACAACGAUUGCAGGGAACUUCUUUUAGAAGCAAUGCGAUAUCAUUUAGCGCCAGAAAGAAGAUGUGCCUUGUCAACUACUAGAACCAUGGAAAGGAAACCAAAUGGUGCCAAUCCCUAUUUAUUCGCUAUAGGUGGUGGUUCUUUAUUCGCCAUCCAUUCGGAGUGUGAAGUAUACAAUCCAAAGACUGAUUCUUGGUCCCUUAUAGCACCAAUGCAAUGGCGCAGAUCCAGGUCAGGUGUUACAGGAUUGAGGAGGCUACUAUACGUCGUUGGAGGAUAUGAUGGAGCUGCUGACCUGGCAACAGCGGAAUACUUCAAUCCCUUGAAUAAUAGCUGGUCAUCUAUAACACCAAUGGGGACCAAAAGGUCAUGCUUAGGAAUUUGUUCUUUUGAUGGACUGAUCUAUGUAUGUGGUGGAUACGAUGGGGCCUCCUGCUUGAGUUCAAUGGAGAGAUUUGACCCACUUACUGGGAUAUGGUGUAGUUGUCCUGCUAUGAACACCAGGAGACGGUAUUGCAGGAUAGCGGUAGUGGAGAAUUGUAUUUACGCUCUCGGAGGGUUCGAUUCCACAAAUUAUCAGGCUUCAGUAGAAAGAUUUGAUCCAAGAGAAGGUACAUGGCAUUCGGUACCAUCAAUGUCAUCUAGAAGAAGCAGCUGUGGGGUAGCAGCUUUGAACGGACAUCUCUACUGUAUUGGAGGUAAUGAUGGUACAAUGUGUAUGUCCAGUGGUGAAAGGUUUAACGUCAGAAGAAACUCUUGGGAACCCAUAACUUCGAUGCACAAUAGGAGGUCAACACAUGAGGUUGUGGCAAUAGAAAAUAUGAUAUACGCAUUGGGAGGCAACGAUGGUUCAUCAAGUUUGAACGCAGUAGAGCAGUACGAUCCGAAAACCAAUAAAUGGAUAGUAGUUUCCCCAAUGAGUACACGAAGAAGUUCAGUUGGAGCAGCCGUACUGGAAUGCAUCAACAUUGAGCACGUUCUGAGACAAACUAGAAGUAGUUGACAUAGACUGACUGUUUGAGAUUGAUGUAACGCAAGAGAGUUUGAUUCUAAGUAUGCUAUGUUUAUAACCAAGACAUACUAUACUGGAUGCUUCCAACCAUUCCAAAAUCUAUGACCACCCGAAGAUAUGGUCAUUCAAUCGCUUCAAAUUAUGCAUUUAUGAAUACAAUAAGAAUUCAACGAAUACUAGUUUCUACCCUGGAGGGGUAUCUCUGAUCAGGCACUAAAGAAGACUGAAUAUCCAUGUUCUAUCUCCAUAAACAAAUACGAAACUGUUAUUACUAAUUCUGGUGAUUUCAUGAAACUGUAUCGCGACCAAUCAGAGUACAAUUUCGAAAAAUUCUAGGACUGAUAGUUUUGAUAGCUUCAAGCUUUGAAAUUUAUAUAAAUGAGAAAUUGCAAUUCAUGUGGCUUAAUAUUCGACAAAGUCUAAGUUAGUUUAAUAUUAGCUUCUUCGAAAUACAAAAUAAUACUAUUCUGUGAUAUGAAGUAUAUAUUCAACAAUUCUAGUGAAUGCAAACCAAGAAUACCAUCACUGAUACUCUCGUUUCUAGUGAUUUAAAUAGAUUGAUUCUGUUGAUAGAUUUCUUUAGUUAUCAUGUAAUGAAAGUUACCUAUUACGAAGGAGGUUCAUAAUCUCUGCUCUUAUGUAAUUUUAUUAUUCAGAUAUAUCGUGUUAUUUAGAUAAAACUGGAUUACACGGACUUAUGGUAUACUCGACUUUACUCCUUUGUGAUGAUUUGAAAAUUGUAUGUUGAUGCAAUUUCUAGGAAAACCGGAUGAUGAAAAAAAAUCCUGGAAUGUACCAAAUUUCAGAAAUAUAGCUGGAUAUCAAAGGAGAAAAGGGGGGGUAUACCAUGAGUAUGUGUCACGCGGUAUAGAAAAAAAAUCAGUUUGACAAUGUAGCUAUUCUAGUUGGGUGUGAAUAGUAGGACUUCCGCAAAGAACUGAUGUAUUUUAUUUUUCUUAAUCAUAGUUUGUUAUUUCAAUUACAAGAUAUUUGAAAGAUUCAGAAUUUCUUGAACCUACGCAUGUAAUGUAUUCAACAGUUUGUUAAAAUGAAUUUGGCAGAUACUUGUUUCAAUGCGUACUUUCCUGAAUGUGUGUAUAAACGAAUUUUUCAUCACUUAUGAGAAAUGAUCGUUGAAUAUUAAACCAAUUGUUCAUUGAUUUUUGAUGCACUGCCAUUAAAAAGGCGAUAUACCUCAAUGUCAUUGAAAGUGUAUUAGCGUGCACUUAUAGAAUUAAUAAAAUCUAUUGAAUAAGAACCGUGUUCUAUUAUUUUUCCUCAACUAAACCGCUCAACACUUCAUCAU
Phaedon cochleariae (mustard beetle) is the source of this 3301-nucleotide messenger RNA. NCBI's taxonomy places the organism in Eukaryota, Metazoa, Arthropoda, Insecta, Coleoptera, Chrysomelidae. The record is from the annotation of a GenBank genome assembly.